UCUGUGAGGUGUUCUGCACUAUUUAUCAGUCUGUUUCUCACUCUUCUCCACUUUCGCUACCUGGAAGGCUUAUACUCAGGGCCUGUGCUGUGCAUCGAGCCUCGCUAUGUGGCUGCUGUUGUUCUUGGCAUGGCUCGUCAUUUGGGCCUGCGGGACCUACUGGUACCUUUUCGGGAAGCCCAGCCCGUUCUCUUUGGACUCCGUGAGGCCUCCGGGGCCACGCGUAUAUGACCAGAAGUUGAGGGACAAGGUGCUUAAACAAGGAUUCAGUGCUGAUAAAGUGCCAAAGGACCUGGACGCCAUUGUCAUUGGUAGUGGAAUCGGUGGGAUGACGGCUGCAGCGACCUUGGCAAAAUUGGGAAAGAAGGUUCUGGUACUGGAGCAACACGACCAGGCCGGUGGCUGCUGCCACACCUACUUGGAGAAGGGCUUUGAGUUUGAUGUUGGGCUUCACUACAUCGGCCAGCUGCAUGAGAACAGUCUGUUCCGCAUUGCCAUGGACCAGCUCACGGAGGGGCAGCUGGAGUUUGUGGAACUGGAACAGCACUUUGACACCAUCGUCAUCGGCCAGGGCGACGACCGGCGAGACUACCACAUCUACAGCGGCAAAACCGACAUGGCAGAGCGCCUGAAGAAGCAGUUCCCAAAUGACACCGCGGCCAUCGACGCUUUCUUCCAUAUCAUGAAGGUCUCAGCCAAGAAGACCCACUACCUGGCCACACUGAAACUGAUCCCACUCUGGCUGGCUCUGUUCUUGCUCAAGUCCCGCAUUGCCCAUUUCUUUUCGUCCGUCUUCAGGCUGUCCAGCGCUAGCGCUACGGAAGUGAAUGACAGCCUGACGAGCAAUAAGGACCUUCACAUCAUCUUCUCCUACUUCUUCUAUGGUGUGCCCCCCAGAGACUCCAGCACGGUCAUCAACGCCUUGCUCCUGCACCACUACAAGCGAGGGGCGUAUUACCCACGGGGAGGGGCCAGCGAGAUCCCGUAUCACAUGACCCACGUCAUCCAGAAACCAGGGGGCAAUGUGCUAGUCAGGGCGUCCGUCAACCGCAUUCUGGUGAACGAGGACGGCGCAGCGUACGGUGUGACAGUGAGGAAGGGCAAAGAGGACGUGGAGGUGCGGGCCCCCGUGGUCAUCUCCAACACCGGCGUAUUUACUACCUUUGAGAAGCUUCUUCCGCCUGAGGUCAGCGCCAAGCCAGAAAUUCAAGAUCGCCUCGAUAUGAUGAAACAUGGCAGGGGGUCCUUCUUGGUUUUUAUGGGCUUCAAUGCAACGCAAGAGGAGCUGGAUAUUGUACCAACAAACUACUGGCUCUUCAAAAGCAAUGACAUGGACAGCAUGAUCGAUGACUUUUUCAAUCUGAGCAAAGAAGAGGUGGCAGACAAUAUUCCCAUGAUGUUCAUUACGUUUCCCUCUGCCAAAGAUCCCACUGCAAAAAUCCGCCACCCGGGGAAAUCGUGCAUGACCCUCCUGACCAUGGUGAAGUACGAGUGGUUCGAGGAGUGGAAGGACUCCACCGUGAGGAAGAGAGGGGACGACUAUUACAAUUACAAGAUGAGCAUCGCUAACAAGCUGUUUGAGUGGGCCUGCGUCCACUUCCCCAAGCUCAAAGAUAAGGUGGCAUUCAUGGAUGCAGCCACACCCCUGACAAAUACACACUACUUGGGUGCCCAACGCGGAGCUAUGUAUUCAGCUGAGCACAACCUGUCCAGAUUCGAACCCGAGGCGGUGGCCAGAAACAGGUGCUCCACACCUGUCAAGAACCUCUUUAUCUCAGGCCAAGAUGUGUUCAGCUGUGGAAUAGCUGGGGCAAUGCAUGGGGGUCUCCUGUGUGCUUGCACAGUCCUUGACCACAUUAUCUACAUCGACCUUCUUUUCCUCAAGAAGAAGCUAAAGAGGAAGAAGGCAAGAGAGUUAGCCAAGGCAGCCAAGAAGCUUGAGUAAGCUGAUGAUCCUCCAGCCCCCUCCGCAGGUCUAUACCAGAACUGCAUUUCUUUAAUGGAUAUCACGUGACAGACAUGGAACACAGAUUCAAGAAACUAUUCAUUGCUAUGACUGGUAAGACUGAAAAGCACAGACUUCUACAAUAUAAUGGGAAACAACCAAGUAUUGAAACCAUAUAAGUUAACCAUUGACAUCUUGAUAGACAAAACCAUUAUAGGUGUUCCAUACCAGGUUGUUAUGUGUAAAUUGUAAUGUGUGACAAUUGUGAUCACAAUAAUAAUGAGACCCGUCAGACCAUUCACCAAGUAAAAUGAAAAUGGAGUGUUUUGGUUAAUUUAUUACAAUGUCCAAGCAUCAUGAUGAAAAUGGAUAAAUCUCAUACUCAUCCAUUCUGCAAAUAUUGUAUUUUUAUAGCAUUUGCAUUCUGUAUACACUGACCUACUGCUAUUGUUUUUUUUACUUUAAUGUAACACAAAUACAUCAAACAGACAUGUACUUACACAGGAUACAUAAAACAAAGUAGAUAUAAAUGAGUAAAAACACUGACCAAAGUAGAUAUAAAUGAGUAAAAGACACAUUACUGCCCUUCUGCCAAAGACAGAAGGGCAGUAAAUGUGUCUUAUCAGCUCAAACUCACACUUUCUCCAGGAUUCCUGACAAUUUACAAGUGUGUGACUGCAGCCUGUGCUAUACCAGGAAACAUAACGGACAUUAAAGCAAAUCUAAAACCGUGACCGGAAGAAUUAAGACCCUGAACACAACCACUGGUUAAGAUUUGCCUUUGUUUUACCGCCCUAUCGUAUCUUUUCAAACGUUAAGACCAUUCCUCCUACUUCAGGUGUGCUGGGAUGGUUCGUCAUUCUGACAGCUGCCCAACCUCUUCCCAGGUGCUGUAAUUUGAAUUUAAUGAGCUGUUUUCUGGGCAGUACACAAUAUUUUUUUACCUUGCCCUGAAAACCUAAAUUAGUCCAGAUUUUGCCUCUCUGCACUGUAUUGUGUCACAAACUGGGCCAAUGAAAAGCUCAGUAUUUUUCAGGAAGGGUGUAAGUGCACAAGCAGUUACUACUCUUCUGUACGUAGAAGCAAAAUAAUCUUCAAAUGUGAUACAGAAGAAGCUCUGCAUUUGGGUGUUUAGGGUACAGGGGAAAAUGGCCUAAGUGGCUGAAUAUCUUCUGGGCUUUGCUGUUGGCUGAAAUGUGCGGCUGCCUGCACUUGGUCUGUGCCUGAUUUAGACGGCAUGUCCAAACAGAGCAGGGUUACGGUGCAGCAGACCGCUCUCCCUUGUAGGCAUCAGUCUGCUUUAGGGUUGCAAAGGGUUGGAAAAUUUCCAGUAAAUUCCUGAAAACUUUCCUUGGUAAUGUUAAGCUUAGGAAUUUUGGAAAUAUUACCCAGUUUCAUUAUAAAAUGUGAACUUAUACUAGU
Messenger RNA from Anguilla anguilla (European eel), 3367 nucleotides. RefSeq names its product inactive all-trans-retinol 13,14-reductase. Lineage: Eukaryota; Metazoa; Chordata; Actinopteri; Anguilliformes; Anguillidae. The record is from RefSeq and is a predicted model, not a curated record. Gene Ontology annotation, molecular function: oxidoreductase activity. The transcript has 11 exons. The coding region runs from base 107 to 1945 and encodes 612 amino acids.